Messenger RNA from Leopardus geoffroyi (Geoffroy's cat), 1279 nucleotides. RefSeq names its product melanoma-associated antigen B10-like. The record is from RefSeq and is a predicted model, not a curated record. Gene Ontology annotation, biological process: negative regulation of transcription by RNA polymerase II. Gene Ontology annotation, cellular component: nucleus. Lineage: Eukaryota; Metazoa; Chordata; Mammalia; Carnivora; Felidae.
UGGAAGGAUCAACGCUUUUCCAGCUUGAGUGAGGAGAACCCUAAUUACUUUAGAAUGGAAAGGAUUCCUCAGAGCUCUGCCUGUGCUUUCUUCCCUGUGCAUUCCCAGGCAGACAUAAUCACUGAGUCCUCUGCCCAUUUGUCUCCUGCUCUUAUCAAAAGUCAUCAUGCCCCGGGGUCAGAAGAGUAAGCUCCGUGCCCGUGAGAAACGCCGCCGCCAGGCUCCAGAAAAGCCCCAGGAUCUGGUGAGUGCUCAGGCCACUACAGCAGUGGGAGAAGUUUUCCCCUCCCUUUGCUGUCCUCAUUUCAACAGCUCACCUACUGCUGGGUCAUAUCGUGCUCCCCAGGAGCGUCAGAGAGCCACAGCCACCACCACUACUCCUGUGGCUGUUUCAUACACAACGAAUGAAGCUGCCAACAACCGAGAGGAGGAAAGGCCAAGAUCCUCUCAGGUCCAGCCCACCGCUCUGCCCUUUCAGAGAGACCUGCUAGAUGAGAAGGUGGUUUUGCUAGUGCACUAUCUGCUGCGCAAAUAUCAAAAGAAAGAGCUCAUUACCAAGGCGGGAAUGCUGAGAAAUGUAAUCCAAAUGUACAGGAACCAGUUCCAUGAGAUCCUCAAGAGAGCCUCUGACCACUUGGAGCUGGUUUUUGGUCUUGACUUGAAGGAAGCAGAUCCUAACCGGCAUAUCUAUGUCCUUGUGAACAAACUGGAACCAAGUUACGAUGCAGUACUGAGUGAUCAUGGUGGUGUACCCAAGACAGGCUUGCUGAUGACUAUUCUGGGUGUGAUCUUCACAAAUUGCAACCGUGCCAUGGAGGAACAAGUCUGGCAAACAUUGAAUGUGAUGGGGUUAUACGAGGGGAGUCAGCACUUCAACUUUGGGGAGCCCAGGAAGCUCAUCACCAAGGAUUUUGUGAAAGAAAAGUACCUGGAGUACCGGCAGGUGCCCAACAGCAACCCUCCGCGCUAUGAGUUCCUGUGGGGCCCCAGAGCCCACGCCGAGACCAACAAGAUGAGAGUCCUGGAGUUUCUAGCCAAAGUUCACGAUACCGUCCCCAGUGCUUUCCCAGCCUGGUAUGAAGAGGCUUUGAGAGAUGAAGAAGAGCGAGCCCGAGCCCGAGCCGCAGCCAGGGCUCAUACUGCUGCCAUGGCCAGUGCAUGUGCCAGGGCCAUGACCAAUGCACAUUCCAAGGCCACGAUCAGUGCCCGCUCCAGGGCCAAAACCAGUGUGUGCACCAAGGCCAUGCCAGCAGCUCCUCCCACCACUAAUAAAGUCUGA